Messenger RNA from Nematolebias whitei (Rio pearlfish), 1591 nucleotides. RefSeq names its product cerebellin 2b precursor (gene cbln2b). Gene Ontology annotation, molecular function: protein binding. Bases 326 to 931 code for a protein of 201 amino acids. NCBI's taxonomy places the organism in Eukaryota, Metazoa, Chordata, Actinopteri, Cyprinodontiformes, Rivulidae. The transcript has 4 exons. The record is from RefSeq and is a predicted model, not a curated record.
UUUUUUGGAGCAACAAUCUGCGCGCACUGUUCAGUCUGGGAGAGACAGCGAUCACACAGGCGGGAUGGAGAGCACAGGAUUUACAAAAACAGAUGUUUGAACACUUUCUGAAACAACAACUAAGACGCACGGGAGGGAGGAGAGUCUCCGCCAGGAAGAGUCUGAGCGUGUCAGAAGCUGUUUGAGAGAGUGUGGGAGCAUCACAGACAAGAGAAAAGAGAGAGGGGGGAAGAAGGAACAGGGGGACCAAGUCUGGACCAGGUGAUCGACAAACCUCCAAGGGGCUGCCGGGUUGUAUCAUUGUACACGGGAUCAGUGAUCGACCAUGGUGCCAGCGCGCUGCCCGGGAGCCCGUGCCAUCCUGGCACUGGUCAUCCUCUUGGGAUGUGGCGUGGUUCUUUCCCUCGGUCAGAACGACACAGAACCCAUCGUGCUGGAAGGAAAGUGUCUCGUGGUGUGUGACUCGAACCCCUCGUCGGACGGAGCGGUGACCUCCUCACUUGGCAUAUCCGUGCGCUCCGCCGGGGCAAAGGUGGCUUUUUCCGCCGUGCGUGGGACCAAUCAUGAGCCGUCAGAGAUGAGCAACACGUCCAUGACCAUCUACUUUGACCAGGUUUUAGUGAACAUCGGCAACCAUUUCGAUCUGAAAGCGAGUGUUUUCCAGGCUCCGAGGAGGGGGAUCUACAGUUUCAGCUUCCACGUGGUGAAGGUCUACAACAGACAAACCAUACAGGUGAACCUGAUGCAGAACGAUUAUCCGGUUAUAUCGGCGUUCGCGGGCGACCAGGACGUGACGAGAGAGGCCGCCAGCAACGGAGUACUGCUGAUGGUGGAGCGGGAGGACCGCGUGUACCUGAAGCUGGAGCGGGGCACCCUCAUGGGCGGAUGGAAAUACUCCACCUUCUCAGGCUUUCUAGUCUUUCCUCUAUAAUCCGAUAUGCGCUGGACUCUCUGGAACAAAAGCAAGGAAGAAAGAAAGCUGAAAAAAAGAAGAAAAGGUGCCAUUUAUUUUUCAAUUUUAAUAACUGUCAGCCAAGGAAGCCGACGAAUAUGUCCACAGUGUCCACUAUCUAUAAUAUCAACGUUUCCUUGGAGUUUCAUAUAAUCCAAAUCCAUCCGUCAGAUGUUACGCAAUCUGGAUGACUAUUGAUGGCCAGUGAUUGGCAUGUUGAGGAUUUUUCCCCUCCUUACCUGGAAAACAAGCGGGGUGCUUUUGGGACAAGGGGAGCAGAUGUCCCGGACAGGCCGAGUGUGUUAGGCUCUAUUUUAUGUUUGUAUAGCCUUUAAAUUAUUAUUUUUUUCCUCGUCCAAGUGAAAACAAGGGGAUUAUGGACAAGCCAGGAGAAGAAGCAGCAGACGAAGAAGAAGUGCUUUCACGCCCACAGAAGGCGCACUGUUUUUUUUUUUGUUUUUUUCCCCGUUUUGCACGAAUGGAAGUUUUAACUCCUCUUUAUGUUGUGCUGUCAGUGGUGUUUGGAUGCUGAAACAUGUUGAAAAAUAAGCCAAAAUCUAGACGACUUUAUUAUAAAGAAGUACAAAAAAAAAGAGGCGACAAACUCCAGCCACCAGAGAUGACUUAAAGCCCUUUUUA